This is a messenger RNA of Akanthomyces muscarius, 303 nucleotides long. RefSeq lists its product as uncharacterized. The transcript is spliced from 5 exons. The record is from RefSeq and is a predicted model, not a curated record. The coding region runs from base 1 to 303 and encodes 100 amino acids. Lineage: Eukaryota; Fungi; Ascomycota; Sordariomycetes; Hypocreales; Cordycipitaceae.
AUGGGUACACAUCUCAGGCAUCAGCAGCACUGCAGACAGAGCAAAACUCAGCUGGUUUCGCCACUGAACGCACGGCAUGCAGGCCUGGGAAGGAAACGAGCAUUGCUUCGUACCUGCCUCCUCCUCAAGAAGAUAUCGCCCUGGUAUCCUGGUCAUGCAGACAACGCACCCGUGGCGGGUAAAGCGGGGAUCGGCUGGCGCUGGCUGGUUGGUCUGAAACCGCGACAUCCUUUUGUCAUUGAUUGCCAGACCUGGCCUGUUACAUGGAAACUCUCCGCAGGCGGUGGUCAACGAAAACGCUAA